Messenger RNA from Mytilus californianus (California mussel), 4281 nucleotides. RefSeq lists its product as uncharacterized. The transcript is spliced from 15 exons. Gene Ontology annotation, molecular function: GTPase activity; GTP binding; protein binding. NCBI's taxonomy places the organism in Eukaryota, Metazoa, Mollusca, Bivalvia, Mytilida, Mytilidae. Gene Ontology annotation, biological process: signal transduction. Bases 8 to 3463 code for a protein of 1151 amino acids. The record is from RefSeq and is a predicted model, not a curated record.
UGUAAUCAUGGCGGAAAGUAAAGACUUCAGUUUUAACAUCAUAGUGAUAGCAGGAGAACCCGCUACGGGAAAGUCAGUUUUUAUUUACAGAUUCGCCGCCAACACCUACAAGUUAUUAGGUCAUACAAUAGGUUGUGGUUAUUAUGAAAAGUCUAUAUCUGUAGAUAAAACUAAAGUGAUGCUUAACAUAUGGGAUACAAACAGCUUAGGGGAAACCCGGUCGUUAUUGCCAGUGUAUCUUUUUGGUGCCGAGGGCAUUAUAUUGACCUAUGACAUUCAAAGCCAAAAAUCCUUCCUGAGUGCAAGUGAGAUGAUUCCAAUUAUCAAUCAAAAUUGUAAUAAAGAAGUAAACAGAGUAUUCGUAGGGUUAAAAUGUGAUCUUAGACAUAACCGAGCAGUUCUACAGGAGGAUGCCCAAGAGUUUGCAGACAAACAUAAUAUGAAAUAUAUGGAAGCCAGUGCAUUUACAGGAGAAAACGUUGAAGACGUUUUUUGUUCCUUAGCGGAAGAUAUAAAACGAAGACUAAAACAAGAGAUGGAAUCAAGAGAUCGAGCUAGGAAAGCAAACAAAAAAUCAAGAUUUAAUCCAGUGAAGUUAAGAAAGCAAUCAAAUUUAACCCGAAGUCCACACAUUUCAGGGACAGCAAACCAGCAAACAGUAAAGGAAGUAAAUGAUGAGUUGGAGUUGCUGGGGCUAGAAACAACUGAAGAUUUACAAGAAAUAAUGAAGCUUGGAACAUAUCGUUGCUAUGGGAACAGAAUAUUUCUCGUUGGGCAGUUUUUUGUAGGAAAGACUACGCUAGCGAAGGUCCUUAUAGGUGAGGAAUUUCCAAAACAGCGUGGAGCUACGGAUGGAAUUUGGAUUCACAUAGGAAAGGCUGGAAUGAAUCUCGAUGACAAGAAAUGGCUUUGUUUGCCUCAAGGCAGUACGAAUUUGGAUAUUGUUGCCGGAAUGCUAAUGUCAUUGCAGAAGCAAGAUAGGGAAGGAAUGCAGGCUGGAGAACAAUGUUUAAAUUCGGUUGAGUCUACUGAACAGCCUAUAUGUUACAAGGUAGAAAAAGAAAUGCAUAUUGCUAACGAUAAACCGAAAGAAUCCCAAACAAUACAACCGUCUUCAGAAAUUCCUGUAAUAGAUGAGAGAUAUGCAAAAUCGUCAGUUUCACCGGAAUCUGUAAAAACGACGUCAUAUGACGUGCCAAACAAACAACUACAAUUCCGGAACUUAUUGUCAAGCAAUAUCCCGCAACGAAAAUUGAAACAUCUUAUCUUCAAAGCAAUUAAAGAAGGAAAGUACAAGCAGAAUAUAGUCUUUUUUGAUAUCUGGGAUUUUGGUGGUCAGAAGGAAUUCUACAUGACACAUCAGCUCUUUAUAACUAGUCGUGGAAUAUUUGUGUUGAUGUUUAAUGCUUGUCAUAGUCUUCGCUUAGAGUAUGAUUCCUCAAUAGCUAGCCAUCGGGAGCCAUCGGCAGCAGUUUACUUAGUACAUUGGGUGAAUUCAAUAUUGACUUACUGCAAGAAGAGCAUUGAAGGAUUUCCUCGAAUUUUGUUGGUUGCAACGCAUAAAGAUAGAAUUCAAAAGGAUAAAAUUGAAUCGUGCCGAGAGAAGUUGAUUGAAUCACUUUAUCAACUGUUCAAAUCACACGCAGGUCUUCCUCAUUUGGAAUACAAGCCUCUGAUUUUCAUAAACGCCACCGAUAUCAACGACCCAGAAAUAGAUCUUCUUCGUCAACGUCUGAUUGAAAGAGCCUCUGAUCACCCUAGAUGGGGCGAAGAAAUGCCAACCGCAUGGGUUCCAUUAGAGUUACAGAUAGCUGAACAGGUGGAACUCGGCAAACAUAUCAUCUCCAAACAGCAGUUACAGGAUCUCAACACCAAAAAUGAAUCAAUAGUGUUGUCAGAGAAGCAGCUAGACACCUUCCUGAAAGUCCAACAUUCACUUGGCAAGUUGCUUUUCUUUGAUGAGGUCAACCUUCGUGACUAUAUCAUCAUUAAUCCUGUUUUCCUGAUCGAAGUUCUGAGAUCAAUUAUAACAGACAAGCAGUUUUGGCCAAAAGAAGAAAAAAUGGUAAAGAUCUUCCGGUCUUUGCAGGACACUGGUAGAAUAGAAAGGAUGGACAUGUAUGCCUUAUGGAACCAGGAAGCAUUCAAACAGAUAGUACCGUAUAGAGAAUUUAUGAUAAACAUUUUAGUGUACCUGGACAUACUUGUUCCUCCACAAAAUCUCACAGAAGAUGACUAUCACUCACCACUAGUUUCUUGUUAUUUCCUUGUGCCUUGUAUGAUACGAAAGCAUGAUAACACAAAAUAUAUGACAAGAAGAUGCAGCUCUAAGAAUUCAAUCAUCAUGGCCUACAGAUUUGUUGAAGAGGUGAUACCUCCUGCAUUGAUCUAUCGUUUUCUUGCCUCGUUGGUUACUAUGUGGGAAGUAAAAACCUAUAAAGGGUCAAGCAUGGCGUUUUCCAACCUUGCAGUUGUUGAGGUCGACGAGAACCAUGAUGUAGCAGUCCAGGUAAAAGGCAAAAGAAUCGUUGUUUUGCUCAUUCAUACUGAAGAUGUUGCACAUAUCGUACCAACGUUAGCUUCUUCUGUUCAAGAAUGUCUUACGGCUGCUGUGCAUCGGAUAUCAGAAUUCUAUUCCCUGUUGUCAGAGGAUGGAGAUCCAAAUGCAAAAUACUCAACGCCAUUUGAAAUAGAUUUCGGAGUAAUCUGUGAAAGUCUUUUCCGCAAAUCCGUGUGCUUUUUUCCACAUAGGGAUAUGCCAACUACAGGAAGAUGUACAUGGGUUUGUCCACAUGGCACACCUCACGAGGUGAAACAACUUUCCAUGUGGUUUGCUGAAAAGGUUUCCUGUGAAAAAUGUGAAGAAAAUUGUGAAGGUCUUGGAAGACUCGAACUAGAGCAAUGUCCUCUUGAAAAACAUAUACUAAGACUUGUUGCAGAAAUAGAACCAUACAAAUGCAGAGAUGUUAUUGUUAACCUAGGGGUUACAGUUAAUACAUGGGAAAAUCUAGAAUAUCAGUUCCAACAUCAAAAUCCAAAUGAUCUGAAAUUCAUGGCUGUUCUCAAAUGGAAGGAGGAAAACAAAGAUGCUUCAUUUUCAAAACUGCAAAAAGCACUUGAAAAUUGUCAAAUCAACAAACACAUUCUAUGUCAGAUUUUGAGAGACAGUGAUCCACAUUCUGGUAUUCCCAAAGACUGUUUAGAGAAGAUACCAUCAAUGUCAGUGCUGAGAUAUAUAUCCAAUCAUAUUGGAGACAGCUCGUUACAACUUGGUAUAGAACUUGGCCUUGAUAUCUCAGAAAUAAAGCAUAUCCAGCAUCAAUUCAGAGAUAAAUUACUGGAUCAAACAAGGGAAAUUUUGCGAUGUUGGAAACAGAAUCAUUCAAAACCAACAGUUGAAAAUUUAGUCAAAGCUUUGUUUAGAGUUGGGAAAGCAAGCUGUCUGAAGGGUGUCCAUUUUUGAUUCACAUAAAAGGUUUCACAAAAUUCAUGGAUUCUGUUUGAUAAUACAUUCAAAUGACACUUAAAUGAAGUUUGUUUGGUCUGAUAUAACUCCGAGUAUCAAAUGACACUUUAAUAAAGUUUGUUUGGUCUGAUAUAACUCCGAGUAUCAAAUGACACUUUAAUAAAGUUUGUUUGGUCUGAUAUAACUCCGAGUAUCAACUGUCAGUAAAAAUAAUUGUUUCCUUUACGUUUUUGUAUAAUAUUUGUGUCAUGUUGCGAACAGUUAAUACUUGUUAAUGUAUGUUCCCUUAUAAAAAGUUCUUUCAGGCAAAAUAAUUAAAUUCGAUAACUAUGUAGCAGCAUUUAAGUCUGAUUCUAAUUUGGCACUUUUUUCAUGACAUGCUUUAAAGAAUUUUUAUAGUUAUUGUUUAUCACUCUCAGCGUACUCGCAUUUCGUUUCCUUCGAUUGGAAUUAUUGUUCACUUUCUUUAAUCUUUCAUAAAGGAAACAGCAGUACAAACUGCAGACAGCUAAUUAUCAAUCAGUUCCUUUGCUUUCAAAUUUUUCUAAAAAACCUUUAUUGAUUGCCAAAAAUCAUGGCACGUCACUUAAAACUAUUUGAAUUUAAGUAAUCUUAUUAAAAUACAUAAGCUAGAGUUCAGGAUUUUCUUGAUACAAGUAAAUUGGAAUAAAAUCCCAGUUGAAAGGAUACCAAUCUAAUACCCAUGCAUGUACCAAAAUGAAAAUUAUGUAAAAGUGCUUGAAUUUGUAGUACAUUCAAUGAUUAUUAAUCAAUUUCUUUGAAACUUCAUGUGAUAAUAAAAUGUAUAUAGUGAG